GCUGCCAACUCGAUUUAAAUGUUUAUCUUUGAUAGUUUGUUUUUUGACAACUCAAAUAAAAAAGCAAUUAUGAAAAUCUGACAAAAUCUUUCAGUUGCAAAUAUUUUGGACACAUAUUCAAAAUUCUCUAUGUAUUUCAAUAGUUUUAACUAAAAACAAUCCAUUAUAUUGUGCAAAGGGGCUGUGGUUUAAAUAUAAGUGAAGGUUGAGAAAAUGGGCUUUGGAUUAUUACGAAAACUUAAAAGCAAUACACGACAGCUGAUAUUUACCGCUGAUAUAUUUUUACAUACAAUAAAAAGAGAUUUAACAAAACAGCCACCUAAAAAAUUAGCUGAAGUAGGACGACUAGAACCAAUUAAAAUAGAGGGAAAAUAUGAAACUGGACAGCUCUUUUUGCAUCGUAUAUUUGGAUACCGUGGCGUUGUGUUAUUUCCAUGGUCAGCACGUGUGUAUGAUCGCGACUUGCACAACCCUAGUAAACAAUCUACGGAAAAACAGAAGCUAACGGAAUCAGCUUUUAUUAUAGACAAAGGGAAAAAAAUUCCAAGCAAUAAUGCAGAUGUAGAAAAGGAUAAAAGUGGUAUUAUAGACGUUGGAACAUCCGACAAACAAACAAUACGACAAGAUUCAGCAGUUAGUAAUACUGAGACGAGUUCUAAAGAGGUUAAGGGUAAAUUACAUACGUUUUACCAAGUCCUUAUUGAUUCAAGAGAUUGUCCUUUUAUUAGGGCACAAACUGAAGCUGUAACAUUUUUAGGCAACCAGGAUUCAAAUCGGAGUUUGUAUGCUAUACCUGGCCUUGAUUAUGUUGCACAUGAUGAUAUUAUGCCAUAUUCAUCAGCUGAAAAAAAUCCCCUUCAUCAUGAACUGUUUGAAAAAUUCUUAGCACCAGAUGCUGAAAAAGAUCCACCCUUUAAGGCACAUGAUACAUUAAAAGCAUGGCAAGAGAAAAAUCAUCCUUGGUUAGAAUUAAGCGAUGUGCAUAGAGAAACAACUGAAAAUGUACGGAUUACUGUCAUACCCUUUUAUAUGGGUUGCCGAGAAACACCAGCGUCAUCUGUAUAUUGGUGGCGGUAUUGUAUUCGAUUAGAAAAUCUUGGAGAAAUGAGUGUGCAGCUACGGGAAAGACAUUGGCGUAUAUUUUCACUUUCUGGGACGCUUGAAACAGUCCGUGGUCGAGGUGUAGUUGGUCAAGAACCAAUAUUAAGUGCUCGCUUACCUGCGUUUCAAUAUAGUAGUCAUGUGAGCUUGCAAGCGCCAAGUGGACAUAUGUGGGGCACAUUUCGAUUGGAAAGGGAAGAUGGUCAUACAUUUGAUUGCAAAAUACCUCCAUUCUCACUUGAAAGUAAACCCGAAGAUGGUACUCCUGAAAAGAUCGGUACAAGCUCGAAGCAUGAUGGUACGGAAUGAGGCCAAAUAGUAAAAUCUUUUGAUUGAUGAACUCUUGUAGCUUUAAAAAAAAUACAUCUUGUUUUUAGAAAUAAAAUAUACCAAAUUUAAGUAGUGAACAAAUUUUGGUUGUUACAGAA
Messenger RNA from Teleopsis dalmanni, 1529 nucleotides. It is a transcript of the gene POLDIP2, whose product is annotated as polymerase delta-interacting protein 2. Gene Ontology annotation, molecular function: DNA binding. The record is from RefSeq and is a predicted model, not a curated record. Gene Ontology annotation, cellular component: nucleus; mitochondrial nucleoid. The transcript has 4 exons. NCBI's taxonomy places the organism in Eukaryota, Metazoa, Arthropoda, Insecta, Diptera, Diopsidae. The coding region runs from base 214 to 1410 and encodes 398 amino acids. Gene Ontology annotation, biological process: error-free translesion synthesis.